ACACAACCCAACCAACCAUUCCCUUCAAGGAGAAGGGGAUACUCCAUUCAACAACCAACCUUGUUGAAAUCACAGACAAAGGAAUAAUCAUCUACAACGCAGACUUCCCAAUCAUAUCUGCAACCCAUAUCAAUUUCUCUGGUACCAGGAGAGAGAAACCGAGAGAGAAACAAACAGUACCAAACAGGCUCGAGGAGAGAGAGGGAGGGUAAAAACACCAUUAAUAUAUUUCUUCCAAGUUCCAAGCUUUUAGGAAAUUAAAAGCAAAACCCAGAAAUUGGAAUCAGCAAAAAGAUGAGGAUGGAGGUUUUACAAUCUCAGAGGGUGGAGUUGAUGGUGGGCAUAGCCUUUGCUCUCGUUGCAGUUGGUGCCGGCACUGCCUAUUACUUCUAUCUCUCCAACAAGAACAAACCCAAAGGUUGCUUGGACCCUGAAAACUUCAAGAAAUUUAAACUUGUUAAACACACCCAGCUCAGCCAUAAUGUGGCCAAGUUUAGAUUUGAUCUGCCUACACCAACUUCAGUUUUGGGACUUCCGAUUGGACAACAUAUGAGUUGCAGAGGAAAGGAUAGUCAGGGUGACGUUAUCAAGCCUUACACACCAACCACUUUAGAUUCAGAUGUUGGUUACUUUGAACUUGUUAUAAAGAUGUAUCCACAAGGAAGGAUGUCCCACCAUUUUCGAGAGAUGCGUGAAGGUGAUUACCUAGCUAUGAAGGGACCCAAGGGAAGAUUCAAGUAUCAACCGGGCCAAGUUAGAGCUUUUGGGAUGCUUGCUGGUGGCACUGGCAUUACUCCAAUGUUUCAGGUUGCUAGAGCCAUACUUGAAAACCCAAAUGACAAAACCAAUAUUAAUCUUAUCUAUGCUAAUGUCACAUACGAAGACAUCCUUUUGAAGGAAGAAUUGGCUAAUUUGGCAUGUAGUUUUCCUAACCGAUUUAAUGUCUACUGUGUUUUGAAUCAGCCACCUGAAGGAUGGGACGGUGGAGUUGGGUUUGUAUCCAAGGAAAUGAUUCAAGCCCACUGCCCUGCACCUGCGUCAGAUAUUCAGAUACUGAGGUGUGGGCCUCCACCCAUGAACAAGGCGAUGGCUGCUCACCUUGAAGCUCUUGGAUACGCUUCCCAAAUGCAGUUCCAGUUCUGAGCCUUUCACAUAACUUCUGUUUGCCUCUCUGUGUGCAAGAUUUGUCACUUACAUGAACAAUGUAAUCCUAUUGUUUUUAUUUUUGAGAUAUAUAUAUAUAUAUAUAUAGAGAGAGAGAGAGAGAGGCUGUCAAUAAAGUGAAAGGCUGUGUUUCUUUAGCAUAGCUUGAUGUAGUUUGGAGAGGGCUUUUCAACUGUCAUUCAAACUCAAAAUGUGUUAGCUAACUCUUUAGUAGCUCGAUUAUUUAGAAAACAUUCUAUUAUCCCCAUUCGGUUUCUAUACACAGUGCAGCUCUACUGGUGAAACCAUUCA
Camellia sinensis is the source of this 1455-nucleotide messenger RNA. RefSeq names its product NADH--cytochrome b5 reductase 1. Gene Ontology annotation, biological process: electron transport chain. NCBI's taxonomy places the organism in Eukaryota, Viridiplantae, Streptophyta, Magnoliopsida, Ericales, Theaceae. Gene Ontology annotation, molecular function: cytochrome-b5 reductase activity, acting on NAD(P)H. The record is from RefSeq and is a predicted model, not a curated record.